UGAUUUGUUUUCAGGGGAGGUGGCUAAAGGUUGUAAGCGUCUACAGAAUCGGUUUGAUAACAGGGACCGAGAAUGGGCCUCCUACACCUGCGUUCUGGGUUUCCAUGUUUUUGGGGUUUGGCCGGAUGGCUCGGACGGCACGGAUAUCAACUCCCUUUGCCGUUCUCACAACGAACGAGUGGUAGCCGUGGCGGACGAUUUUUGCAAAGUGCACCUCUUCCAGUACCCGUGCGCCAAGCCCAAGGCUCCCAGCCACGUCUACAUCGGCCAUGGCAGCCACGUCACCAAUGUCCGCUUCACCCACGACGAUGGCCACCUCAUUUCCAUGGGGGGCAAGGACACAAGCAUCUUCCAAUGGCGGGUCCUGGGGGGCAGCCCUCCGGCCAGCCGUUCCUUCUCCUCCGUUUCCUCGUACGAAGCUGGGUCCAGCACCUGAAGUUGCCGAAAUCCGGACCGGGAACA
Messenger RNA from Notechis scutatus (mainland tiger snake), 462 nucleotides. The record is from RefSeq and is a predicted model, not a curated record. Lineage: Eukaryota; Metazoa; Chordata; Lepidosauria; Squamata; Elapidae.